GUGGCUUUGACAGGAAACAUAAGCCGAACUGAAUAGUAGACAACAAUGGCUUCUACUGGCGUGAAGGAUUUCUACCGUCAGAAGAAGAAAGGAGGUGUCGCCAAAACUUCAUCAUCCUCUAAGAAGAAAACAGGGGCUUCUGUUGGGGCAUCAAAUCCUGCUCAGAUGCCAGCACUAAUUUCUCACGGAUCCUUGGAUCUCAAAGAUGACUUCAGUGAGCAAGAGGAGCAGCUGCGGCAGUUUGACCUGGACAUGAAGUUUGGCCCGUGCAUUGGUGUUAACCGGCUUCAGCGCUGGGAGCGUGCUUCUGCCAUGGGCCUCCAGCCACCGCCUCAUCUUCGGGAUCUCUUAUCUCACGCCUCAUCUGUUAAGAAUCGCAACAAUGGAGGCCCCUCCCCCGAGUGCCUCUGGGAGGGUAAAAUCUAGAACCAAAAUUCCUCUACAAUAGGUGAUACAUGGCAAGAUAUCAAUCUUGCCAUCAUCUACCCUGGUCUUCUUGGCCCCUUCAUAGCUAGGACCAGGCAGUUUAGUUCAGGCUCUUUUACUACAAGAACUCUUGCUGUUGUUCCAAACCUUGUUUUUCUUCUCAGAUGUUGCUGCUUCAGUUCUGCCGGCACAUCUUCAGUUUGCGCCGGGCAAGUUGUUCAUGUUGUUUCCGUAUGUUAAGAGGAAUUAACAGACAUGCUUGUUUCCCCUUGAA
Molecule: messenger RNA, 700 nt
Organism: Lolium rigidum
Lineage: Eukaryota; Viridiplantae; Streptophyta; Magnoliopsida; Poales; Poaceae
Product: DNA polymerase delta subunit 4
Exons: 2
Coding region: 46-426 (126 amino acids)
Biological process (GO): DNA synthesis involved in DNA repair; DNA-templated DNA replication
Cellular component (GO): delta DNA polymerase complex
Molecular function (GO): DNA-directed DNA polymerase activity
Source: RefSeq, a predicted model, not a curated record